Messenger RNA from Microplitis mediator, 1798 nucleotides. It is a transcript of the gene Nap1, whose product is annotated as nucleosome assembly protein 1-like 1. The transcript is spliced from 7 exons. The record is from RefSeq and is a predicted model, not a curated record. Gene Ontology annotation, molecular function: chromatin binding; histone binding. Gene Ontology annotation, cellular component: nucleus; chromatin. Lineage: Eukaryota; Metazoa; Arthropoda; Insecta; Hymenoptera; Braconidae. The coding region runs from base 150 to 1316 and encodes 388 amino acids. Gene Ontology annotation, biological process: nucleosome assembly.
CUACCGUCAGUGCGGAAAAUUACUCUCUCUAGUCUCACUCUCACACAAACCACAGAAGCAGAAGCUACUGACCUGAACUCAGGACCACACAAUUAAUUACGACAAUUUGGUACCACGUUCUUUAGUCCGUUUUCCGUUAAAUUAGUGGAAUGACUGAUUCAGAAAGAGUUGCUGAGGACAGCGACAUGGAGUCUAUUGAAGAUAGUGACAAUAUCCGAAUCAGUAACGUAAUUAUGAACAGACCAGACUUAUUGGCUGCAUUACAAAAUCGUUUUCAAAUUGGCAAUAUUCUAGAGAACUUGCCGGCUCCAGUUAAAAGACGCGUGAAAGCUCUCAAACAAUUACAACUCGCGCAAGUAAAUAUUGAGGCUAAAUUUUAUGAAGAAGUUCAUUUACUUGAGUGCAAGUACAAUAAAAUGUGCGCUGAAUUACACGACAAACGCAGCAAUAUUGUAUCCGGUAUCUACGAGCCCACUGACGAAGAGUCCGUUUGGGAAACUGAUAAUGAGGAAGACGAUAUCGCAAACGAUGUUAAGGAGAAGGUCAAGAUUGAAGAAGUUAAAGAUAAAACAGAUGAAAUGGAAACGGAUGCCGUCAAAGGAAUCCCCGAAUUCUGGCUUACGAUCUUCAAAAACGUGGGAAUGCUCGACGAAAUGGUGCAGGAACAUGACGAACCUAUUCUCAAACAUCUUUAUGACAUCAAAGUUAUUUUCCUAGAGUCUGACCCGAUGGGUUUCAUUUUGGAAUUCCACUUCGAGCCUAAUGAAUACUUCUCAAACUCAGUUCUUACAAAAGAAUAUUUGAUGAAAUGUGUCCCUGAGAAAAAUGAUCCAUUCAGUUUUGAAGGGCCAGAAAUUUACAAGAGCAAGGGUUGCACCAUUGAUUGGAAAAAAGGAAAGAACGUAACAGUCAAAACAAUUAAAAAAAAUCAGAAACAUAAAUCACGUGGCCAUGUGCGUACUGUCACUAAAACAGUUCAGAAUGAUUCCUUCUUCAACUUCUUUACUCCACCUGUUGUACCAGAUGAUGCUGAAGUUGACAUCGAUGAAGAUAUGAAAGCUUUAUUGACCAGUGACUUUGAAAUUGGUCACUAUAUAAGAGAACGUAUCGUCCCACGUGCUGUCUUGUACUACACAGGUGAAGGUUUAGAAGACGAAGGUGAUGAUUACGAAGACGAUGACGAUGACGACGAUGAUGAAAACGAUGAUGAUGAUGAUGAUGAAGAAGAAGAUGACGAUGACAAUGAAUUUCCAUCAAAUGAUAAAAAUAACAGAACAGGUGCGGAUCAAAAAACUGCUGAGUGCAAGCAGCAGUAAUCGUCAUUAAUUAUCUUUUUGCCAUAAAAAUUUAUAUGAACUUUUUUUUAAUUACAAUUUAAAAAAAUUAAUUAUUCUUUUUUUUUUUUUUAAUUUUGUCUCUAGAGUGAGCAUUGAAUUUUAAAAACUAUAAAAUAUAAAUUCGUUUUGGGCUCCGAUUUUUAAAAAUUUGUGAGUUAUUUGUCUCUGGUGAAAUUUUGGGAGCAGCUAUUUUAUAACAAAAAAUUAAUAUUGAUAAUAAUAAUAAUAAUAAUAUUAAUAAUAGAAACAAUUAGACUUGCCAUUUAAAUUUUUUAGUAUUUUUUAUUUUUUUAUUGAAAGAAAAAAAAAUUCCAUACGUUUAAUUAAUAGUACAUAGAAAAAAAAAAUAGAUAAACAAAAAUGUUAUUUUAUAUGAUGUAAUAAAAGAAACUGGUUUCUGAUUCAUUUCAAUUAUAAUUGUUUGUUUACGAUGUAUCGAAUAAAAAAAUUCAAUUUUGUAA